Hypoxylon fragiforme is the source of this 1088-nucleotide messenger RNA. RefSeq lists its product as uncharacterized. NCBI's taxonomy places the organism in Eukaryota, Fungi, Ascomycota, Sordariomycetes, Xylariales, Hypoxylaceae. The record is from RefSeq and is a predicted model, not a curated record. The transcript has 3 exons. Bases 233 to 1036 code for a protein of 267 amino acids.
UUAAGUAACCCCACAUUCGCGUUUACCCGCGACGCGUCUGCUAAAAUCUGUACCAAUUUACGCGACUUUUCUCCCUUACUAGGCAAUUGCCAAACUAUCACUAUCCUCGACAUCUGAAUGUUUAAUCCGUUUGGUCUUAACUUGCGCAAUAUUUAAGAAAUGCCUUAAGCUGAUCUGUAAUAUUCAAGAAUCUACCUAAUAAGAAAAAGUUAUAUACUAGGUAGCCAUCGAUAUGGAGCGACCAACCAUUAAAGCCCACGAUACAGAAAGGAGUAAAGACAAGCCACCUCGACGACCACUACGAACAUAUAGCAAGCGCCCUUUGUCAAAUGAUGGAAAAGAGCCCGUAUCGAAAAAACGGCGUGUCGAAGCUGAGGAACAAAUCGUAGAAUGCCAGGUUGAAACAACACAACCCACACGCCCUCCUUAUGUUCGUCAACCCAUUCCGGCCAUACCCCCAGCAACGAAUGGCUCAAUCCUGAGUUAUUUCAAAAUUAUGCCAUCCGCACGAAACCAUGCGUUAUCUUCGACCGAGCCUUCACCUGAACCUUCGUCCGAACUGGCAGAACCUACAAGCACCCCGCCGUCGUCUCCUCCUAUGCCAAAUAUUCAACUAAGGAAACGACGAAGACUUACCACUCGCGUGCCCUCUCGAGCUACAUCCGAAGACUUGAAAUGCCCAACAGAACCAACGAGAACGGACGAAGAAAUCACAGAGUCGCAUUUUAUUGGCGACCAUCAUAUACCGGUGAAAGAAAAAAAGGAUACGCUAUCCGAUGUCAGCGCGGACACGCUCAAUCAGAAAAUACCACUGAUAAACAGAUCGGAAGCUGGAAGACGAGCACGGGCCUCCAAAUCAGCCACGGUUCAGACAACUUUAAGCUUAUCAGCAGAUGAAAAGGGAUUUACGGAAUGCAAGCAAUGCAACAUGCUUUAUAACCCCUUACACAAGCAAGAUGCAAAAUUCCACGCCAAGCGUCACGCAGCAAUAUUGAAGGCAAAAUCGGAUCAGCAUGAUAACGACACGUCGGGUUGAGCGUCAUAGUUCACGAAGUUACCUCCUAUUUAUUUGCCUACAAUAAGACGAU